UGAUGAGUUUGAUCGGGGAUCUCAGCUAUCUCUCUUGUUCGUCUUUCCCGCGGCUUCUUUACAACUGCGAGCCUGAAAAAAAUCAAGCAAAAAAAAAAAAUAAAUAAAAUAAAAAUUGUCAACAAAGGAAUCGGUCAGAACGAGAUCGAUGGUUUGACUCCCUGUUCCAUCUCGAUCGCCGGCGCUUUUUCUCCUUCUCGAUUCGUAUGGCCACGAGAAGCAAGAAGUUCUUCAGCGGCAUCGUGAAGCGCUUCUUCGGAGAUCGCCGCCACAAAGACGGGAAGAAGGAGAAGGAGGACUUGGCGGCGAUCGCGGCGACGGAGCAAAGGGUGUUCCGGUACGAGACGCUGGUGGCGGCCACCAGCAACUUCAGCCCCAAGCACAAGCUUGGCGAAGGGGGAUUCGGUCUAGUCUACAAGGGGCGGCUCGAGGACGGGCGGGAGGUGGCGGUGAAGCGGCUGGGGCGGGGGUCGCGGCAGGGCGCGAGGGAGUUCGAGAACGAAGCGCUGCUGUUGUCUCGGGUGCAGCACAAGAACGUGGUGAACCUCUACGGCUACUGCGCCCAUGGCGACGACAAGCUCCUCGUCUACGAGUAUGUCCCCAACGAGAGCCUCGACAAGCUCCUCUUCUCCCGGGGAGAAGAGGGGGUUGAUCGGAGGAAGAGGAAGGCGGAGCUGGACUGGGCCCGGCGGUACAAGGUAAUCCUUGGGGUGGCGCGAGGGCUGCUUUACCUCCACGAGUCGGCGCAAACCACUAUCAUCCACCGCGACAUCAAGGCCAGCAACAUCCUGCUCGACGGCCGGUGGACGCCCAAGAUCGCUGACUUCGGCAUGGCUCGGCUGUUCCCGGAGGACCAGACCCACGUCAACACCCGCGUCGCCGGCACCAACGGCUACAUGGCCCCCGAGUACGUCAUGCACGGCGUCCUCUCCGUCAAGGCUGAUGUCUUCAGCUUUGGCGUGCUCCUCCUCGAGCUCGUCGCCGGCCGCAAGAACUCUACCUUCGCCUCCCUCCCCGACCCCGACGUCGGCAGCCUCCUUGAAUGGGCAUGGAAGCUUUACAAGAAGGGGCAGAGCGUGGAGCUGUUGGAUCCGGCCCUGUCGCCGGCGAUCAGCGUCGCAGAAGCGGAGCAGGUAGCGAUGUGCGUUCAGCUAGCUCUCCUCUGCACCCAGGCCGACCCGAAGCAGCGUCCCGACAUGAAUCGCGUCUUCGUCGUGCUGUCAAAAAUUACCACCACGACGACGACGACGACGACGACGACGUUGGUGUUGGAGGAGCCAAUCGCGCCCGGACUUCCCGGACGCAGGUACCGAAGGAGAUCCCACGGACUCACCACCACCUACACCCGGGGAUCCGCCGCCGCAGCACCCACCAAUACAGCCGGCGAAUCUUCCUCCGCCUCCUCCGCCACCACCUCCACCACUAGCACUACAACCACCAGCGCCGCUCGUUCGAGCACGACGCGCGUUGCAUCGCAUCCGUAGGUUUGUAAUUGCAUUAGUUGUGUUUAUAAUUCUUUCGAUGUAAAUUUUGGCGGAUUAUAAAGUUUUGCUCUUGAUAAUUUUGGUAAUUCUUGAUGAUUUCUCUGGAAAUUUCAAUCAAAUUUUCAUCUGAGUCGUCUUUAAAUCGAGCUUUCGUCGCUACCCACGGCUGCCUCCGCAUCCUGGUCUCAAUUUGGAAAAAUAUGGGACCCUUC
Molecule: messenger RNA, 1696 nt
Organism: Zingiber officinale
Lineage: Eukaryota; Viridiplantae; Streptophyta; Magnoliopsida; Zingiberales; Zingiberaceae
Product: putative serine/threonine-protein kinase
Exons: 5
Coding region: 207-1484 (425 amino acids)
Biological process (GO): protein phosphorylation
Molecular function (GO): protein kinase activity; ATP binding
Source: RefSeq, a predicted model, not a curated record